Eimeria tenella is the source of this 1356-nucleotide messenger RNA. RefSeq lists its product as uncharacterized. Bases 1 to 1356 code for a protein of 451 amino acids. The transcript has 2 exons. Lineage: Eukaryota; Apicomplexa; Conoidasida; Eucoccidiorida; Eimeriidae. The record is from RefSeq and is a predicted model, not a curated record.
AUGAGCAUGGCUUCGGGUGUAAGGGCUUCGCAGCAGCUGCAGCUGUGUCCGCAGCAAGGGGAGCAGCAGCAGCUGCAGCAGCGGGAGCAGCAGCAGCAGCCGCAGUUUCAUAGCUUCCUUUGCAACAGACAGAACUGCAGCACGGCGUUGAGACGUCAGCUGUACAUGGGUGGGGAGCAGCAGCAGCAGCAGCAGCGGUUCUGCUGCUGCAGCGCUGCAGCACCUGCGUUGCUGCAUGUGGGGCCCGGAUUGUCUCUUUUUUCGGGACCUCCUUUUCAGUUGUGGCAGCAGCAGCAGCAGCGACAGCAGUUGCUGCUGAGGCCAAGGGCGCCUGCAGCAGCAGCAGCAGCAGCAGCAGCAGAUGACAAGGAGCCUUGCUGUUGCUCCGAGUCCCCCACACCAUGCCCCGCCGCUUCCCAGCCUGAUUCAUCGGCUUUGGCUUCAGCAGCAGCAACAGCAGCAGCAAUGCCUGCUGCGCUGCAGCAGCAGCAUGGGCAAGCAGCAGCAGCGGCUGCAGUGGCAGCGGCCACGCCGCAGCCGCCGCAGCUGCAGCUGAACCUGCAGCAGGAGCUGGGAGGAGUGCAGCAGCUGCAGCAAUUGCAGCUGCAGCAGCUGCAUCUGCAGCGCGGUAAAGACCUGAAGAAGCAGCAAGAGCAGCAACAGCAGCAGCAGCAGGGGCAACAGCAGCAGCAGCAGCAGCAGCAGGAAGGGGACCGGUACAUACUGCACUUGGAGCCCGGCGCUGGCAGCAAACUGCAGCAGCAGCUAGCCUCGCUAAGAGCUGCUGCUGCUGCUGCUUUUGGCUGCGAUGAUUCCUUUUGUUAUUUGCUGCACUGUUCUGUCUCGGGCUAUUUCAGGUGUACAGACAUCGCAGCAGUGGAGGCCCACGUUGCUGCAGCUGUCAAGCAGCUGCAGCAGGAGCAGCAGCAGCACCACGGCCAGCAGCAGCAGCAGCAGCAGCAGCAGCAGGAAGGGGGGCUGCGAUGUGAGGGGACGCCGAGGGCCAUGGCAACAGAUGAUGGCCAUGUGCUGCUGCCGCUGCAGUGUCCUGUGCUGCUGCCGCUGGUGCAGCAGCUGCAGCAGCAGCUGCAGCAGCAGCAGCUUUGCUGCCUGCGUCUGAAGCAAAUGGACCACAUUACCUUAGCAGCAGCAAGAGAAGACCCUAAAGUGAGACGCACCAUACAGGACUUUUACAACAGAGGGCUGAGCAAGGAAGAAGUAGGGGGGGGCCCCUGGGACCUGGUUUUGUACCGGCUGGUUCACUUCAGCAGCAGCUUUGCUGCUGGGGGGCCCCACAGAUUCUUUCAAGUGCAGCGGUACCCAGGAGCUGCUUCUGGAUUUGUUUCCUUUGUGUGA